Molecule: messenger RNA, 444 nt
Organism: Protopolystoma xenopodis
Lineage: Eukaryota; Metazoa; Platyhelminthes; Monogenea; Polystomatidea; Polystomatidae
Source: the annotation of a GenBank genome assembly
CCGUGCUCGUUUGACACAGUCGCGGGAGAGGUUGUGCUGGCUCAGCGUGUCUACCGGCUUUUGCACUUCUCUGACGGCACCGCCUACGCCGAGGAGAGUAGCGACAGCGAGGCCAUCGAACCGUCCGACAAGCAGGAGCAGGAAGUUGAAUCUGCCGGUGGACUGGAUAUUGCGUCAACUAGUCAAGCUUCGUCGGAGCAUGGGGCAGCAGAUGACCAGCCCUUAUGCCAACCGGUAAGAGAGAUUGACUGCAACCUGAAGGGCCCUCGAGGUAAACGGCUGAGUGAAAAGCGGCAGGUGGCGUCGGCGGACGAUGAGGACUUGAGGUCGGCCGAGUCGCCUCGAGAUCAACUUGCCUGCCGACACGAGAGCCUGACUCACGAGGAGGCUGAGGUAGGCCCCAGAUCACAGUGUGUAAAAGGUCAGGUAAUAUCAAUGAAGUGA